AUGAACCUGAGGUUGCAAGAUUUUAAAUCACAGCAAUAUAGAGGACAAGAUUUUAAAAAGUACUCAGAAUUGAUUUCAUGUCUUCUAGUAGCAGAACAAAAUAAUGAACUUUUGAUGAAAAAUCUUGUAUCUCGCCCAACUGGGUCUGCCCCAUUCCCUGAAGUGAAUGUUAUAACAUCCGACAAUUGUGGUCGUGGUCGUGAGCAUAAUCAAAGUCAUAGUCGUGGUCAUGGACGUGGACGCAGACAUAGUAAGGGUCGAAGUAAUGUCUGGCAAUGUGGUGGUUAUAAUAACAACUCUUCUACUUCGCUAAAAACCUCAAGCAAUGAACAUAAGGGAAAGAGUCCACAAAAUAAGAAUCAACAAACUUAUGAAAACUUAUGUUUCAGGUGCGGUAUGAAAGUACAUUGGUCACGUACUUGUCGUACGUCCAAACAUCUUGUUGAUCUUUAUCAAGCCUCUUUGAAGGAGAAGGAGAAAAAUAUAGAAGCAAACUUUGCCUAUCAAGAUGAUGACCUCCUCAAUGAAUCCUUGGAUUUUACAAACUUGGAUGUUGCUGCUUUUUUUGCUGAUGAUCCCAUCAAUGGCAAUAUGAAUAUUUCUACUGGCGAUGAGAAAGUCCAUAAUUAG
Messenger RNA from Humulus lupulus (European hop), 630 nucleotides. RefSeq lists its product as uncharacterized. The transcript has 2 exons. Lineage: Eukaryota; Viridiplantae; Streptophyta; Magnoliopsida; Rosales; Cannabaceae. The record is from RefSeq and is a predicted model, not a curated record. Gene Ontology annotation, molecular function: nucleic acid binding; zinc ion binding. Bases 1 to 630 code for a protein of 209 amino acids.